CCGAUCAAAUCUGCAACCCCAAUUUUUUUUUUUAAUUUUUUCAUUUUUUCCAUAGGUAAAGAAAAGGUAGUAGUGGCACACAGGUCAACCUAACCCGAGUAAUAGACAAGGCUCUUUAAGAAAGAGAGAAAAAGUAAAGAGAAUUUUCAUCAAUUUUCCACCUCGCCUCAAACAGUCUUAUAAUAAAAGUGUAAUACUUAUUAUACAACCUUGUAGUUAUGAGACACACAAAUUUUAAUUAGACCAAAUCUCACUCACUAUUUUUUUUUCUUUUUACCUAGUUUCAGAUUUCUUUCAUACACUUUUAUAGAUCUUCAAAAAAAUAAAACUAAAGGUAAUAUCAUAUCAUUUUCUUUCAGAAAAAAAAAGAGAAUAUUAAUAUUCUAAAUACUGUUGUACUCCGUAGUUAAUAAUAAUAUUCCCAAACAAAAAAAAAAAAAAAACCUACCUAUAUAUCUACAAGCUUAUCUUCUCCAUUUUCUCCAUUCUUCUUCUUCAUCCCUAACCAAGCAAAAAAAAAAGAGAAAAAGAGAAAGAAAAGAGAGAUUAUUAUUAUUAUUAUUAUUAUUAUUAUUAUUAUUACAUUAAUUUGAAAUCUCAAGCUAUGUUAAACCAAAGUUUAAUGGAAGAUCAUCAUCAAGUUGGAUUAUCAAGCUCUCAAAUGGGGUUUUACCUAAACUCUACAAAUCUAACUAGUUUUUCUCCACCACUUGUUCUAAAUCAUCAACAACAACAAUCUGAUGAUCUUAAACCCUUGAAUAAUUUUCUACCUUCUUCUUUUGGUUUAGAUCAUGUAACUUGUACUCUUACUCAAGCCCUCCUUUCUUCCACUAAGCCUAGACAACAAGAAGAUUACUUAUCCUCUUCUUUUACUAACAAUUUACCCCCUCUUUUCUCUCCUCAAAAACCAACCCCAAAUUACAACCUAUGGGCGGCGUGGGGUGAAGGGAAGGAGUACCAAUUAGCCGGGAGCAAGAGAGGGUGUAAUGGAGAUGAUCCAAUACUCGGGGUAUCGACCGUGAAGAUGAAGAAGAUGAAAGCUAGAAGGAAGGUUAGAGAACCAAGAUUUUGCUUCAAAACCAUGAGUGAUAUUGAUGUUUUAGAUGAUGGUUAUAAAUGGAGGAAAUAUGGCCAAAAAGUUGUCAAGAACACCCUUCACCCUAGGAGUUAUUACCGGUGCACACAAGACAACUGUAGAGUGAAGAAGAGAGUGGAGAGACUAGCUGAAGAUCCAAGGAUGGUCAUCACAACUUAUGAAGGUAGACACAUCCAUUCUCCCUCCAACGACCUCGAUGAAUCGCAAGGCGGCCAACCCCAGCUUAACAACUUCUUCUGGUGAUCAUUGAUCAUUAUGAUGCUACAAACUACGAAUUAUAUGAUUUAUAAUUAACCUAGCCUUUUCUCUUUGUGGUAUCAUGUAGUCGUUUAAUUACACUAAUUGUCGACGACAAACACGUACGUAUCGAGCUGCUGGUGUUGUUUUUAAUAUGCCAUGCCAAAUCCAAACCAAAAUCAUCCUUAAUAUAUACUAGUUGUUAUGUACUUAUGUUUAUCAUCAUUUAAGUAAAUGUCUAGUACGUAAAUUUGAUCUUUUUUUGCAUGUUCUUGUAUGUGGGUCGUCUAUUUUAUGGGAAAAAUAAUAUACCAAAGUAAAGCACUUGUAAAAUUUACUUUAUUUUUACUGUAGUUUCUUGAUAUAAGAGAAG
Messenger RNA from Chenopodium quinoa (quinoa), 1706 nucleotides. RefSeq names its product probable WRKY transcription factor 13. Gene Ontology annotation, biological process: regulation of DNA-templated transcription. Lineage: Eukaryota; Viridiplantae; Streptophyta; Magnoliopsida; Caryophyllales; Amaranthaceae. The record is from RefSeq and is a predicted model, not a curated record. The coding region runs from base 605 to 1339 and encodes 244 amino acids. The transcript has 3 exons. Gene Ontology annotation, molecular function: sequence-specific DNA binding; DNA-binding transcription factor activity.